This is a messenger RNA of Sardina pilchardus (European sardine), 820 nucleotides long. RefSeq names its product SNU13 homolog, small nuclear ribonucleoprotein b (U4/U6.U5) (gene snu13b). Bases 217 to 603 code for a protein of 128 amino acids. The record is from RefSeq and is a predicted model, not a curated record. The transcript has 3 exons. Gene Ontology annotation, molecular function: RNA binding. Gene Ontology annotation, cellular component: cytosolic large ribosomal subunit; nucleolus; precatalytic spliceosome. Gene Ontology annotation, biological process: ribosome biogenesis; maturation of SSU-rRNA; maturation of LSU-rRNA. Lineage: Eukaryota; Metazoa; Chordata; Actinopteri; Clupeiformes; Clupeidae.
CCGCAGUGAGGAACACACGUGUUUGGAGUGUAUCGAAGCAGCAUCACGUUCGUAGUGUCUGAUGAACUUUGAGUUUGAAUCUUGUAAGAAAUAGUUACAAAGUGCAACAACUUUCUUUGUAUACUCCGCCAGAAGUCCUCCGUGAAGCAUUCGCCGAGAGGACCACACAUAUUCGAGGAUACCAGCAUUUAACUAUCUAACAAAACAUCUGCAAUCAUGACUGAGCCAGAAGUGAAUCCUAAGGCCUACCCGCUAGCAGAUGCCACCAUGUCCAAAACCAUUUUGGACCUUAUACAACAAGCAUCCAACUACAAACAACUGCGAAAAGGAGCUAACGAAGCUACUAAAACGUUGAACCGUGGAAUCUCCGAGUUCAUUGUGAUGGCAGCUGAUGCAGAGCCCCUGGAGAUCAUCCUUCACUUGCCACUGCUGUGUGAGGACAAGAAUGUCCCCUACGUUUUUGUGAGGUCCAAGCAAGCUCUAGGACGAGCAUGUGGAGUCUCCAGACCAGUGAUAGCCACAUCGGUGACCAUCAAGGAGGGCUCUCAACUGAAGCCUCAGAUCCAGUCUGUCCAAAUGGCUAUUGAAAGACUUCUGGUGUGAUCCUUACACACACACACACACACUCUGACACACACUCACACUUUUUGUUGUUUUAAAAAGCUUGGCAAAUGUUGCCAUUGUGGAGAUAUGUCAAUCAAAUUUUUUACAUUACUUCCAUUGAAUUAUGUCUUUGUACAUAGUUUUUUUUUGUAAUUGCAUAUUCAGUACAUUCUGUGUAAUGUGCAGACAUUAAGCCAAAAUAAAGUUUGGUGUAUGA